This is a messenger RNA of Dentiscutata erythropus, 258 nucleotides long. NCBI's taxonomy places the organism in Eukaryota, Fungi, Glomeromycota, Glomeromycetes, Diversisporales, Gigasporaceae. The record is from the annotation of a GenBank genome assembly.
AUGUAUGGAAAUAACAUUAGACAAGAUAUGUGCUUCCCUAUGGAUUACAAGAUCCCUGAAUUGCGCGGAGAACCAAAAGGUUUACAAGAAAUUUUAAAGGAAAGAAAAUUGUGGCGUGAUGGAAUGAAGUUGAAGUGUAAAGGUGGAUGUGAAGAAGGAAGCAUUAAUUGUUGUGCAAGAACAGCAAUGGCAAACCAACCGGAUUUUAAAGCACAGCGCGGAAAACUUGAAGAAGCAAUUAUUUUGGCAAACCAUGAA